Orcinus orca (killer whale) is the source of this 3432-nucleotide messenger RNA. It is a transcript of the gene PLEKHA3, whose product is annotated as pleckstrin homology domain containing A3. The transcript is spliced from 8 exons. The record is from RefSeq and is a predicted model, not a curated record. Gene Ontology annotation, biological process: receptor recycling; retrograde transport, endosome to Golgi; endosome organization. Bases 601 to 1503 code for a protein of 300 amino acids. NCBI's taxonomy places the organism in Eukaryota, Metazoa, Chordata, Mammalia, Artiodactyla, Delphinidae. Gene Ontology annotation, cellular component: recycling endosome; trans-Golgi network; early endosome.
GUCCGAGGCUCGGCGUUCUGGGUGAGAGCGGGAACCCAAGGCCGCCAGCCUCGGGCCUGUGGGAGGAUGAGGAGGAGUCACGGCUCCGACCCGCCCUCCUCGCGCAGCCUCGGGCUGGGCUGAGCCGCAGCGAGGCGCGCCCGCUCCUCCAGCCCCGCCGCCGGGGAGGGGUUUCCCGGGACGAGCCGGCCCCUUUCAUCCAGGAAGUGAAAGCGACGUCGAGGUCAAUGAAAACAAACGAGAGACCUGGGGGAGGAAAGGAAGGGGGGCGAGGAGGAAGGAGCGCCGGGGCGCGGAAGGGAGCAGCGGGGCGGUGGGAGCGCGAGCGGGAGGCCGGCCGCGGUCCCGAAUUUGCCGCCGCCUUCGGGGCUCGCCCGGGGAUGUCUCAAGGCCCCGAAGCACCACGCGGCGGCCGCCGUCCCGGCCUCUGAGGGCCGCCACGUCCCGGCAGCGCGCGCGGGCUGAGGGCUGCUCUGUGCCGGCUGGGGGCGCCCGGGGAGGGGCCCGAGCGGGCCGGGAGGGGCUGCCCAGGCCCCGCGUUUCCCCCUUCACCGCGGCCGGCGCCGGGCCAGGAGGAUGCGCGGCGCCGGGCUCUGAAGCAUGGAGGGAGUUCUGUACAAGUGGACCAACUAUCUCACGGGUUGGCAGCCUCGUUGGUUUGUUUUAGAUAAUGGAAUCCUGUCCUACUAUGAUUCACAAGAUGAUGUUUGCAAAGGGAGCAAAGGAAGUAUAAAGAUGGCAGUUUGUGAAAUUAAAGUCCAUUCAGCAGACAACACAAGAAUGGAAUUAAUCAUUCCAGGAGAGCAGCAUUUCUACAUGAAGGCAGUGAAUGCAGCUGAAAGACAAAGGUGGCUGGUUGCUUUGGGGAGCUCCAAAGCCUGUUUGUCUGAUACUAGGACCAAAAAAGAAAAAGAAAUAAGUGAAACCAGUGAAUCUCUGAAAACCAAAAUGUCUGAGCUUCGCCUCUACUGUGACCUCCUAAUGAAGCAAGUUCAUACGAUCCAAGAAUUUGUUCACCAUGAUGAGAAUCAUUCAUCUCCCAGCAUAGAGAACAUGAAUGAAGCCUCUUCUCUACUUAGUGCCACGUGUAAUACAUUCAUCACAACGCUUGAGGAAUGUGUGAAGAUAGCGAAUGCCAAGUUUAAACCUGAGAUGUUUCAGCUGUGCCAUCCGGAUCCCUUAGUUUCUCCUGUGUCACCUUCUCCUGUUCAAAUGAUGAAGCGUUCUGUCAGCCACCCUGGUUCUUGCAGUUCAGAGAGGAGUAGCCACUCUAUAAAAGAAACAGUGUCUACACUUCACCGACUCUCCCAGAGGCGCCGAAGAACCUACUCAGAUACAGACUCUUGUAAUGAUGUUCCUCUCGAAGACCCAGAUAGACCUGUUCACUGUUCCAGAAAUACACUUAAUGGAGAUUUGGCAUCAGCAACCAUUCCUGAAGAAAGCAGACUUAUGGCCAAAAAAAAAUCUGAAUCGGAAGAUCCUCUUCCAUCCUUCUCUUCCUGAGGAAACGGAAGUGUCCAACUUCCUCUAAGUAUUGCUAUGCAAAAGCUGCUGUAAUUAAACUAUGUUAUAGGGAGUAAUUUUUCCCUUAGGAUUUCUCUGCACUUUAUAGAAUAUUGUAAAACAAACAAAAAACAACCCACAUACCUUUGAAGUGUAUUUUAUCUUUAUAUAGUUUAUUUGCAAGAGUAUUUUCUUAAUAACUUCACAGUAUGAAUGUGCAUCUUUUUUUUUUUUUGAACAAAUGAUGGUGUAACAUUUUGACAUCUGUAAGGACAAAUGUAGAUAUUUUUCUAAAAUACUGUGAGGGACUGACAUCUUAGUCAGUGUGUAUUGUAGCUUAUAAACAUGAAAUCUUAUAAACCUAAGGUUUCAGUUUGACAGAAGUGUGAUAUAUGUAACUUGUGCCAUGGACCAAAUGGUCACUUUACCCCAGCUGAAAGUGAGUUACGGUCGCAGCUUGAUGGUGUUUGUAUUAUAUUCCUUUAAGCAAAAAGGAAACAUUUAAUAUUCGAAAUAUUUUUACCCCAAAUACCAUGACAUUGAGGAUUUUUUAAAAACGAGAUCGUGCUGUCCUUUGUAUAUGAAGUUGACACUACUGAUUUAUCAAUACCAAAUAUUGGGUUAAAGUAUUUAAUUUUUACUUAUUUAUUUUUCUGUUGCAUCAGAAAAAAUGAUUGCAUCCUAACUUUUAUGACCUACCAAAUUUAAGAUGUGUAUACCUUGUUAUUUACAUUGUUCUAGAAAAGAGGUUAAUAUUGUAGUGACCUUGCUCACUUCCACCAGAGAAAUAAAUGACUUGCAAUGGAAGAGGAUUUUAGUGCUUUUUUCCGAAAAUAGACGUAAGCUGCUGUUGUAAGGUAUUAAUGUUUGCAGCUCUUUAGACUAUCUAGACAUUUUUUAUUUAUGAAUACUUAUAAAAAAGGAAUCUGUCAAGGUGACUGCCCUACAUAACUUGAGAAUGGCAUUAUUUAAUUAAAGAACAAAUAGCAUUUUUUGGUAGUGCCUGUCCAUACCUAUUGUCAGUGUUUGCUUUGUAAACUGUUUUUUCAGUUCACUUUGGAGUGAUGGUUUUGUCCAAGGUUUUGGAUGAGGAGCACUUUAAAACAAACUGGUUUGGUGUUUCUAAGUUAAUCAUAUGUUUAAUAAAUAUGUGGUUUUUGCAUUCAAACUCAUCAUAUAAUACAUUGUAUUUUUUACAUUUAUUGAUAGUUUGUCUAAUCUUUAUCAAGUGGUAAUAAUAUUCUUUAUUGCUUUGAUUUUGUUUGUAUCUUUGGACCUCAUAGUAAAUACACAAAUUAGGCAUAUUUUUAGCUUUUUUGCCUGUGAGCUUAGAAUAGUGCGUCCUAUUCAUUUUAAAUUUCUGUUGUAAGUUUAUGUGAGAAUUUUUUUAAAAGAAUUAAUAUUUGGUAUUUCCUUAUUGAAAUAAGUCUGUAGUUAUAGGCUUUCUUCCUUAUGUUUAAAAUGGACAUAAACAAUCUAUAUACAUUAAUAUACAUUUAGAUUAACUCUGUGCUACUUAAAGUAUUUGUGAUUUUAAAUAGCACACAGGUCAUUAGACUGUAUUAAGAAGAAUCUUUCUGCUCAUGUUAUACUUCAUAUGUCUAAUUUGAGAAAAAAGUUUGAUAAUGUAAGUUUUCAUGUUGAGCGAGUAAUCAGAUUUUUUGCUCCUUCUAUUUUUUUAUUUUUUAUUUUUUGUAGUAAGGAUGAGUGGUGAUAAGACUAUGAAGGUCAAGGUGGUACUAAUUGUGGGAGUUUUUCUGGUAGUUUUUUUUUGAACCAGUAUGUUUAUAAUGAAAACACUAUAACAAAGCUUUUGAACUCAUGGAAAAUAAAUCCAUUUUCUAUUGCUUUAUCAAAAAAUAUGAGUUCCUGAACAGUUUUCUGUAAAUACCUUAAAAAAUAAAAUACAGUUAUUUCUGGUUCAUAUCA